CGGCAAUGGUAAAUUCAACGUCGCCGGUCUGGAGGAGUUCGUGAAAGCGGUGAAGCUCACCCAGUGCGGUCUCUCCUAUACUGUGGUCGGGAUCAUGGGUCCGCAGAGCAGUGGAAAUGGAUCAUCAUCAAUGCAUCAAAAUGAAGUGCAGUAGAGAUGCAACAGUACUAAAGAAGUUCUUUGGAUGGGAGAAGACAUAUGAAUUUUUGGUUGGUCUAAAUGUGGAGUUUGAACUGGUUAGAGUGCAAGUCUUAGGCAAGGAAGAAUUGCCUACCUUGAACGAAACUAUUGCUAUCAUCCAAGUGGAAGGAAGAUGAGGAGUGAUAAUCAUAUCUCAACCAGUUGAAGGCUUGACUCUUGCUGCGAAAAAUUUGCUUUCAAAGAAUGGAAGAAACUUUGGAAUAGAGCAAUAAUUUGGAGGAAAUGAGAAUUUAGAUUCGUCAGAGCCAGGGAAUAGAAAUUUAUGGUGCACUUACUGCAAGAAGCCUUGUCAUACCAAGGAUAGGUGUUGGAAACUUCAUGUGAACCCAUCAAUGCAAAACUGGAACUCGAAUGCUGAAGGAAUGCAACAGAGAGGACAAGGGCAAGCCAACGUGACCAGUAUACCAUCCAAUGAUGAGGCAAAUUCUUAACUACAAGGAGAGUUCAAUAGAGAAACUAAGGAGCUUGUCGGAGACACUUGAAAAACCAUCAAGAGAAGGGAAGAGUACCUUGUUGAAUCAUCUUUUCCAUACCAAUUUCAGGGAAAUGGAUGCAUACAAGGGAAGGAGUCAAACAACUAAGGGAAUUUGGAUGGCAAAUUGUGUUGGUAUUGAGCCUUUAACAAUUGCCAUGGAUUUAGAGGGCACUGAUGGGAGGGAAAGAGGCGAGGAUGAUACUGCAUUUGAGAAACAAAGUGCCUUGUUUGCUUUGGCAAUAUCAGACAUUGUGCUGAUAAACAUGUGGUGCCAUGAUAUUGGUCGAGAGCAUGCUGCGAACAAACCUCUUCUGAAAACAGUUUUCCAGGUCAUGAUGCGCUUAUUUAGCCCACGCAAAACGACACUACUGUUUGUUAUACGUGAUAAAACAAAGACUCCACUUGAAUAUUUGGAACCUGUUCUAAGGGAAGACAUUCAAAAGAUAUGGGAUACAGUUUCUAAGCCCCAAGCACUCAAGGACACACCUCUUAGUGAAUUUUUCUAUGUGGAGGUCGUUGCUUUAUCCAGCUAUGAAGAGAAGGAGAAGCAGUUUAAAGAGCAGGUUGCUCAACUGAGGAAGCGAUUUUUCCAUUCUAUUGCUCCUGGAGGUCUUGCUGGUGAUAGACGGGGCGUUGUCCCUGGCUCAGGAUUUUGCUUCAGUGCACAGAAAAUAUGGCAAGUUAUAAGAGAAAACAAGGACCUUGACCUUCCCGCACACAAGGUAAUGGUUGCUACUGUUCGGUGUGAAGAGAUUGCCAAUGAGAAGCUCUCUGGUCUGGUCUGUGAUAAGGAUUUGGUGGCGUUGGAGAAUGCUGUUCAAGCUGGUCCAGUAUCAGGUUUUGGAAAACGGAUCAGCUCAAUCCUGGAAACCUAUCUUUCUGAAUAUGACAAGGAGACUAUCUACUUUGAUGAAAAAGUAAGAGAUGCAAAACGACUACAUUUGGAGAUAAAAGCAUUAAAUUGUGUUCAUCCUCAAUACUUGACCAUGUUGCGACAUCUACGUACUAUAGCACUUGAAAAUUUUAGGACUUGUCUGGAGCAAUCAUUGAACAGAGGAGAAGGGUUUACUACAUCUGUUCGUAGUUGUACUCAAUCUUGUAUGCUUGAGUUUGACCAAGAAUGUGCUGAUGCUUCUGUAAAGCAGGCUGAAUGGGAUGAUGAUUCAAAGGUCCGGGAAAAACUGCAUCGUGAUAUUGAGGCACAUUCAUCAUCUGUUCGGGGAAAAAAGUUGUCAGAAAUUGCAGUCAAUUAUGAGAAAAAACUUACACAGGCUCUGACUGAACCUGUGGAAUCCCUACUUGAAUUUGGUGGGAAAGACACCUGGCCUUCAAUAAGAGAACUUCUGAGACGUGAAACUGAAACUGCCAUAUCAGGGUUUUCAACUGCUGUUGCUGGUUUUGAGUUGGAUGAAGAAACGUUUAACAAAAUGAUGCAAAAUUUAAAAGAGUAUGCAAGAAUUGUGGUGGAGAAGAAAGCAAGAGAAGAAGCUGGGAAAGUUCUGAUCCUUAUGAAGGAUAGGUUCUCAACAGUCUUCAAUCAUGAUCAUGAUUCAAUGCCAAGGGUUUGGACAGGGAAGGAAAAUAUUAGAAUAAUCACAAAGGAUGCUUACUCUGCAUCUCUGAAACUUUUAUCUGUUAUGGCUGCAAUACGCUUGAAUGAGAAACCAGAUAAGAUCGAAAAUGUACUUUUUUCCUCUCUGAUGGAUGGGACAGUUAGUGUCCCUUUGUCCCAAGAUAAGAAAAUGGGCGCUUCCCCAGAUCCUCUUGCUUCAAGCACAUGGGAAGAGGUUCCUCCAAACAAAACACUGAUUACACCAGUGCAGUGCAAGUCUUUGUGGAGACAGUUCAAAGCAGAGACUGAGUAUAUUGUCACUCAAGCUAUUUCUGCACAGGAGGCUCACAAGCAAAGUAGCAACUGGUUACCUCCUCCAUGGGCAAUUGUUGCAAUGGUUGUCCUUGGCUUCAAUGAGUUUAUGCUCCUUCUAAAGAAUCCCCUCUAUCUCAUGGUCUUUUUUAUUAUAUUUUUACUCUCGAAAGCCUUAUGGGUACAAAUGGACCUCACAGGAGAAUUUCAUAAUGGCAAUCUGGCUGGACUUCUAGCCAUCUCAUCAAGGUUUCUUCCUACUGUCAUGAACCUUCUAAGGCGACUAGCUGAAGAGGCUCAAGGGAAUCCAACUCCACAACCACCAAGACCACCUCCACAUCUGGCUUAUCAGAGUUCUAGGCAUCACACACAGCAGUCAAAUCCAGCAUUCAGCUUGUUUCCUGAUUCAUCCGUAUCAUCAAAUAUUUCCUCCUCUGAUGGUGGUAUUGAACACUCAGAGCCCCAACCUGAUACAAAGGCGAAGUACAAAAGUUGAAGAGGUGGAAGUUUCUGGAUGAGAAACUUCAUUCUCUGGCUUAGUUAUUUUCUCAAAGUUCAUGUUCACAUCAAAUCUGUAUGCUUACCAUGGUUUAAAUUUAUGUUAUAUCUCAUACAAAUAAAUAAAUCAUUACAAAUAUUUCCUUC
Vitis vinifera (wine grape) is the source of this 3185-nucleotide messenger RNA. Its product is annotated as protein ROOT HAIR DEFECTIVE 3 homolog 2. Gene Ontology annotation, cellular component: endoplasmic reticulum. NCBI's taxonomy places the organism in Eukaryota, Viridiplantae, Streptophyta, Magnoliopsida, Vitales, Vitaceae. The transcript is spliced from 23 exons. The record is from RefSeq and is a predicted model, not a curated record. Gene Ontology annotation, molecular function: GTP binding; GTPase activity. Gene Ontology annotation, biological process: endoplasmic reticulum membrane fusion. Bases 613 to 3036 code for a protein of 807 amino acids.